Messenger RNA from Eufriesea mexicana, 3915 nucleotides. RefSeq names its product tonsoku-like protein. The record is from RefSeq and is a predicted model, not a curated record. Gene Ontology annotation, biological process: replication fork processing; double-strand break repair via homologous recombination. The transcript has 6 exons. Gene Ontology annotation, cellular component: nuclear replication fork. NCBI's taxonomy places the organism in Eukaryota, Metazoa, Arthropoda, Insecta, Hymenoptera, Apidae. Bases 61 to 3861 code for a protein of 1266 amino acids. Gene Ontology annotation, molecular function: protein binding.
UCGGGUUCAAUAAAUAGAAUGUGAAUCACUUGGUUUUAUAAUAAUUCACAUUUGUAAAUAAUGGAUAUCGAGAGAUUAAUUAAAAGGAAGAAACGGGCUACACGUGAUGGCAACCUUCAACAAUUGGCUGAAAUUGUUAAAGAGCUUGGAGAUAUAUACUUUGAAAGUAGCAAGUAUGAAGCUGCUUUGCAGGAAUAUACAGAACAAUUGGAAAUCUGCAAUAUUUUAGAAGACAAAUUGAAUAUAGCAAUAGCUCAUAGAAUGAUUGGAGAGAUGCAUGCAAAUCUUGGGACUUAUGAAGAAGCAUUGAAACAUCAAAAUCUUUAUUUGGAAAGAGCCAAGGAGAUAAAAAAUUUAUUAGAAGAACAACGAGCUUAUGCAACAUUGGGGAGAACAUAUUUUUGCUGGGUUGAAAGUUUGCCUGAAAAAUUUGAAAAAAGGCCUGAUAUACUCACAAGUGCAAGGAAAGCAUAUAUGAAGAGUAUACGUCUUUGCAAUGAACUUGGAAAUACUGAUAUUGAUUUAAAAGAAUUAAUUACAAUGAGAGCACGGUUAUUGUUAAAUUUGGGUUUGGUACUAGAAGCUGAGAAAAAGCAUCAAGAAGCUGUUGAUUUAAUGGAAAAGGCUGCUGCAUUGUGUCAGACCCAUAAUUUGCGAGAAGAUUUCCAUAGAACGCAAAUUGCUCUCGGUGGAAUUUACGAUCGUAAUUGCAAUUACGAAUUAGCAUUAAAACAUUUUGAAACUGCCACUGAAGUCGAUAAUUCAACAUUAAAAGCGGAAGCACGAUUUUUUCAAGCAGAGUUGCUCUUAAAAAUGGAAAGAUGGUCCGAAUCUCGAAAGAUAUUAGUAUCUCUUUAUGUUACAGACAAUUUAUCGCAAAAUCUCAAGUCUCAAGUAGAGAAAUGUCUUAGGAUAGUUGCAACAUUACAAGCAACUGAGGUUGCUUUAAGUACAGAACAAAGUAUCAGUGAUAAGUUAAAAUUUUACGAAAUACUUGGAGAUGCAGCAGUAGCUGCACAUUGUUUUGAGAAAGCUAUAGAAUACUACAGAAAAAUGCUCAUAUGUGCGGAAGAGAUAAAAAGUGAUCGCAUAGGAGCAGCUUUAUUAAGUUUAGCGCAAACUUUGAAGGAUGUCGGACAAUAUAACGAAGCGUUGGACUUUGCCUAUAAAGAAUUGGAGUUAUGCAUAGAUCCACGUGAAAUAUGUAGAUCUGCUUUGUUUUUAGCGGAUCUGUUAAUAGUCAAUAAAGCAACUGAUGAGAAGAUUCAAGAAACUUAUAUUAUAGCUUUGAAAAAUGCGAAAGCUUGCAAUGAUAUUUCUUUGGAAGCAAGUGUCUUAAAAGAACAUUUAAAUUAUUUAAAAGAUUCUGGUAAAACAGAAGAAAUAGAAUCACUUACAAAAAAGUUAGAUACAAUGGAGAAGGUGUGUAGUGAUAUAGAUAGUGAAAGCGAAUCAGAGGAGAAUAAUAUUGGUGCAAACAUUUGCUUAGAAGAUUUAUCAGAUGUUGAAGCAGAAUUAAAAAUUAAAGAAAAUGUCAGGAACAGAAAAAGAACAAAAAAAAAAUCAGUUGCAAUAAAAAGGAACGAAAAAGGGGAAACGCAGCUUCACGUGGCUUGUAUCAAUGGAAAUGUUGAAUCUGUACAAAAAUUAUUAGAUUCUGGUCAUUCAACAAAUGUUAGAGAUCAUUUUGGCUGGACUCCGCUGCACGAAGCGGCUAAUCAUGGUCAUAUGCAAAUUGCAAAAUUAUUAUUGAAAUAUGGUGCAGAUGUAAAUGAUCCUGGUAGUUUAAUGUGUCAAGGAGUUACUCCUCUUCAUGAUGCAGCUUCUUGUGGCAAUAUUAGUAUGGUGAGGCUUCUAAUUGAACAUGGAGCAAAUGUGAAACUUAAAACGAAUGAAGACGAUACUGUACUAGAUUGUUUAGAGCAAUGGAAAAAUCGUGUUGAUUUUCUAUCUCCGGAAGAUCAAGCGGAUUACGAUGAGAUGCAUAAAUUAUUGUCUGUUAUGAUACCUGAAAAUAAAAAAAAAAAUUCUAAACAAUCUUAUAAAUCACCAUGUAGUUCAAAAACUCAUCCUGUAGUGCAAGAUGUUACUAUAGAAAAGAUUUCUGCAGGUGAAGAUUAUAAAAGAACUAUAGCUAACUUGAAACAUAGAAAUGAUCCAAUUGGAGUUUCUGUGCCUUGUACAAAACGAAAUGUAAAUCCACUUUUAAAUAAUGAGGAGAUACUUUUAGAGGAUUGGUUAGAAGAUGAUAUUGAUGAAAGUAUAAAUGAGAAAAGGUAUUCUGACGGACAUUCUUCUUCGAUGACGAAAAGGAAAUCCAGCAAUUGUGAUAUUGAUGUCGAGAAAAAUUUAAAACGGCAAAAAAUAAAUGAUCAAAAUUUGAUGAUAGAAGAUAAUGAAAAUGAUGUAAUACAUGACAGUAGUAACGAUAAUUGUGAUACGGAAAUAAUACAAGAUUCCAAUGAAUGUAGGAUACAGAAAAAGAAACAACAAAUGUCUUUGUUAUCAAUUGGAUUUACUAAAAAUUCGACUUCUCGAAGUUCUUCACCUGUAAUUCCAUCUACUCCAGAAUUUGAAUCAAGAGAGAUCGAUACUACGAGAUCAGUCAUUCUAAAUAUUUCUGUGGAUGGAAAAAUAUUUAAAACACAGGUAGAAUAUUCAAGUACAACAAGACCAUUGAUACAAGAAAUUAUAACUGAUAUCGAAACAAAAUUUUAUAACGAUAGUGGAUGUAAAGUAAAGUUGGAUUUAAAAACUAUGAACGGCAUUGCGAUUAAUUCUAACAAUGUAUUUGCGAUUUUAAACGAAGGAGACAUUAUUAAAAAUUUGAUAUGCGAAAUAAUUGAAUUAGAAACUCCUCCUAUUGUUGAGCGAUAUGUAACGAUUUGUAAAAAUCAUAAUAUAGAUGUUCAAGAAUGCAUAUUAAAGUGCUUGAAAUCAUGCGAGAAUACGUUAAUUUUUCGGUUAAAACAAGAAACUAUUAAAAGAGAGGAAUUUAUAUCUUUAUUAAAAACGUUGGAAUAUCAGAAGAAUAUUCAAAUAUUGGAUUUAUCUGGUGGUGAACUGUUUGACAUUGGAGAAAUUUUGAAUAAUUGCAUUUUAAAAUUGUCAACUUUACAAGAAUUGUGCCUUCAAGGAUGUGAUAUAGAUUCGAAAUGCUUAAGUAAAUUAGAAAAACUACCUUCACAACUUAAGUUUUUAGAUCUUAGUUAUAAUCCACUUGGACCAUUGAGUCAAGAAAUUUUGUACAAACUUUUUACUCCUUUGACACAGCUUCGGACAUUAAAUUUGCGAUAUUGUCAAUUGUGUACUUUUCAGUUCCUUUCAAACAAUUGUAAUCUAGUGAAUUUAGAUAUUUCUUGGAAUAGUUUUGAUGAAGGUGAACUCUGUACUACAUUAUAUAGGCAACUACUUAACUUAAAUUUAUCAAACACUUCUAGUAAAUUUAAUUUGAUCAAAAAUAUUUUUAAUACGACGAAUUUUUCAUUUGUGAAUUUGGAGUGUUUGGAACUUACUUCUUGUGAGUUAUCAGAUAUUGAUAUCAAAAAUAUAUUAUCACGUGUAUCAAAUCUUGUAAAAUUGGUGCUUAGAGGGAACAGAAAAGUAGGGGUACAAUCUUUAAAUUUAUUAUUAAAAUAUACGCCAACGCUAAGGCAUAUCGAUAUUAGUGGAUGUGAAAAUAUUGUUGAUUUUCCUGAUUCUAAUAUAUUUAUUGAAAGACCUGAGAUUUGUACAUUAAUUGCAAGUAUGCAGCCGGAAGUAAGCGACUGUUGGAUUCUAUUGUGGCGACGAAAGGGUGUUGUAGAAAAAUUACCACAUAAUCUUACUAUUUUUAAGCCCAAAAUAGAAAUCGGAAAUUAAACUUUAAUAUUUUUCUAUGUACCAUAUGUGUAUAGCAUUGAAAAGAAUAAUAAA